This is a messenger RNA of Hyaena hyaena (striped hyena), 558 nucleotides long. Its product is annotated as olfactory receptor 7A17-like. Gene Ontology annotation, cellular component: membrane. The transcript is spliced from 2 exons. Gene Ontology annotation, biological process: G protein-coupled receptor signaling pathway. NCBI's taxonomy places the organism in Eukaryota, Metazoa, Chordata, Mammalia, Carnivora, Hyaenidae. Gene Ontology annotation, molecular function: olfactory receptor activity; G protein-coupled receptor activity. Bases 1 to 558 code for a protein of 185 amino acids. The record is from RefSeq and is a predicted model, not a curated record.
AUGUACCUGAUCACUGUGUUUGGAAACCUUCUCAUCAUCCUGGCCGUCAGCUCUGCCUCCCACCUCCACACGCCCAUGUACUUCUUCCUCACUAAUCUGUCCUUUGUGGACAUCUGUUUCACCUCCACCACCGUCCCCAAGAUGCUGUGGAACAUCCAGACUCAGAGCAAGGUCAUAACCUAUACAGACUGCAUCAAUCAGAUGUACUUUUUCAUACUCUGGGCAGGAUUAGACGUCUUUCUCCUGAGCGUGAUGGCCUAUGACCGCUUUGUGGCCAUCUGUCAUCCCCUACACUACACAGUCAUCAUGAACCCCCGGCUCUGUGGGCUGCUGGUUCUCGUGUCCUGGAUCAUGAGUGUCUUCUUGUUUUUUUGUACCAGCCUGGGAGUGUACCUUAGCUCUGCUGCUACCCAGAGCUCCCACUCAAGUGCAGUAGCCUCAGUGAUGUACACAGUGGUCACGCCCAUGCUGAACCCCUUCAUCUACAGCCUGAGGAACAAAGACAUAAAGAGAGCUCUGAAAAGAAUCAUUGGGUUCCAGCAGUGUAAGGGCCAUUAG